Molecule: messenger RNA, 2817 nt
Organism: Aspergillus costaricaensis CBS 115574
Lineage: Eukaryota; Fungi; Ascomycota; Eurotiomycetes; Eurotiales; Aspergillaceae
Product: sugar porter family MFS transporter
Exons: 7
Coding region: 1-2817 (938 amino acids)
Biological process (GO): transmembrane transport
Cellular component (GO): membrane
Molecular function (GO): myo-inositol:proton symporter activity
Source: RefSeq, a predicted model, not a curated record
AUGGAUGACAAAAAAGGCGACCUGGAGAAUCCUACCUCGACGGUUCAUCACCUUGAAUCACCUACCUUUAAUGACAAGCAAGAUCCAGAGGUUGCUCGAGACUGGACACGCGAUUUGACCGAGAGCAAGAAUGUCACCACAUCCACAAGGUUGAAGAAUCCACUUGCUGGCCUGACGCGUGAUGAACUAUUUCGAGAUGUCGAGUCAUUUGCAAGGGACAAGGGUUUGGAGCAUAUCAUGGAUGAGCUGAAAAGAGGCUCCCUCGUAGCCCAAGAUCCUAAGGGCUUCGAGUCCCUUGAUGAAUUAUCCGAAGGGGAUAAAGAACUGCUUCGACGUGAGAAGACACAUCGAUGGAGCCAGCCAUUCAUGAUGUACUUCAUGACUAUUCUUUGUGCUGGGUCCGCAAUUGUCCAGGGCAUGGACCAGACGGCAGUUAAUGGAGCACAAGAGUUCUACUUCGCCGAAUUCAACCUCACCAAUAGAUGGCAGCAAGGGCUCCUCAAUGGAGCUCCAUACUUGUGUUCUGCACUUAUAGGAUGCUGGACAACCGCUCCACUGAACCGUUGGUUUGGUCGUCGUGGAUGCAUCUUCAUCUCAUGCUUCAUAUCCUUUGCCUCGUCCUUUUGGAUGGCUGCGGCACACACUUGGUGGAACCUGCUACUGGCCCGAUUUCUCCUCGGUUUUGCAGUAGGCGCUAAGUCAACAACAACCCCGGUAUAUGGUGCGGAAUGCUCUCCUGCCAUCAUUCGUGGUGCGUUGGUUAUGAUGUGGCAAAUGUGGACCGCGUUUGGGAUUAUGCUAGGUUACAUUGCUUCAGUUGCCUUCAUGGAUGUGACACACCCCACAAUUCCCGGUUUUAACUGGAGAUUGAUGCUGGGCUCAACUGCCAUCCCUCCCUUCUUCGUGUGUAUGCAGGUGUACUUCUGCCCCGAGUCACCCAGAUGGUAUAUGAUGAAGAAUCGCUAUCAGGACGCUUACAAAGCACUUUGUAAGCUCCGCCCUUCCGCGUUUCAGGCGGCCCGCGACCUCUACUAUAUCCACACGGCGCUACAGGUGGAGGAAAAGCUCCGGGAGGGCAAACACCUCUGGCGCGAGAUGUUUACCAUCCCACGCAAUCGACGAGCAGCACAGUCCUCGUUUUUUGUCAUGUUUAUGCAACAAUUCUGUGGGGUGAACGCUUUAAUGUACUACAGCUCGAGCAUUUUUGCAAAUGCGGGGUUUGAUAGGCGUAUGGCGUUGGUGACGUCGUUGGGAUGUGGUAUAACGAACUGGAUAUUCGCUCUGCCGGCAGUAUAUACGAUUGACACGUUUGGAAGGCGGAAUCUGCUCCUCACCACAUUCCCAUUGAUGAGCCUGUUUCUACUCUUCACCGGCUUUUCAUUCUAUAUCCCGGAUCAGACUUCGCGGACGGCUUGCGUGGCGACAGGCAUCUAUCUUUUCAUGAUCGUGUACUCCCCAGGCGAGGGACCAGUACCUUUCACGUACUCUGCUGAGGCAUUUCCACUUUAUAUCCGUGAUGUAGGCAUGUCCUUUGCGACGGCAACCACCUGGGGUUUCAACUUCAUUGUCUCAUUGACGUGGCUUCCAUUACGGGACGCCUUCAGUCCACAAGGCGCAUUUGGCUGGUAUGCAGCAUGGAACGUCUUCGGAUGGAUCUUCUGCUACUUCUGUCUGCCUGAGACCAAAGCAUUGUCGCUCGAGGAACUGGAUCAGGUCUUCUCGGUUCCCACGCGAAAGCACGUCAAUCACUAUGCAGGGAUGCUGCCGUGGACGUACAAGAAGGCAACGUUCAACGUUGACCAUGCAACACUUCUCAACUCGACAUUUUUUCGAGGCUGGUUGGAUAAGUUCAGGUUCUCUAUGAAGCCCAAAGACGUCCUUGAACUCGAUGUUUCCAACAUUGUCACUUUUGAGAUCAUACUGCGCAAGCUUCAUAACACUCUAGAACAGAUGAGUGUAGGCGCUGUCUCUUUAGCUGACAUCUGGGACCUGCCGUAUUUAUGCCAAACCUGUCAUGUCGAUUGCAAGGAAUUAACACAAUGGUUCAAGACAUGGUGCGCUCACCAAAAGGACAAGGUCGAGCCAGGCAAAGAGCUGAGCUACUAUCAUGAGGUCUUAAUUCCGAGUUGUGUUUAUAACGAUGCCGAAACCUUUGCCCAAUCAACGAGGGCCGUAUUAUACCAGAACACUGGGCAUAUUACAGCGCGCAUCCCUAUUGAGUAUAGUAAGCCUCUUGCAGCGCCUCUUACGCGCCAAUUGAACGCCGCCCGUGAUCGCCUUUGCGAGAUUGUCCACCAAGAGCUCUCUGGCCGCAUUACGCAUAUCCUCCAAAGACCAUUGUCACCCUGCUGUGAGCGUACCGUUUUCGAAUUCCUUCGAGAGCUUCAGAGAAUACAAGCCUGGCCUUUCGAUAACUGCUUCACGAACCAUGGAAUUGACGAGCUGCUGAAUCGCCUGGCCCACUUCGACGCGGACCGAAUGCACAAGUACAUUGAUCCUGCCACGAACAGCCCAAUAAAUUGUGUUAUGUGCAGUAUGGAUUGGAACACUAUCGUUGAGUCCACAGUGACUCGCGUAGCUGCCUACUUUGAUGGACUGUGUCUUGACUGCGCGCUGAGGACAGACGAGAACCAUCCUCCUGGUGGGCAAUACAACAAAAAGGACUACUGGGACUGUUCAGAAAGCUACGACCGGAAUUGUCGGAUCAAACACGGAGAGCCCUCAUGGUACUUUAGCUUCAUGGGAGAGCAGAGAGAUCUACAAACAACCCCAGCUCAUGCUGUUGGUCUCCCUUAUCGUCUUUCGAACCAAUGUUGA